Messenger RNA from Pelobates cultripes (western spadefoot toad), 359 nucleotides. Lineage: Eukaryota; Metazoa; Chordata; Amphibia; Anura; Pelobatidae. The record is from the annotation of a GenBank genome assembly.
AUGGUCACCCGGUGGCCGUCUAUCAAGACCUCUUGCCCACUACUUUACUGGCUAGAUGUGCACUAAGGCCCAUCACCCAGGCCCUGCUGGAGAGACAUAUGAAAUUUCAGUUAAUUGUAUAUAUGUCCCCUCUCACCCUGGCCGUAGAACCCUUCCUGACGGCUAUUCUGAACAAUAAUAACAUACGGGGAUACCAGUACUCUGUGGGAGAAGUGAAAGUCUCUGCAUUUGCGGAUGACGUCCUCUUUACCAUCAGAGACCCACUUAGAACACUCCCACAGGUACAGACAAUUAACGCAGACAAAUGCGAAAUCCUAGGGAUUUCAGUACCUCCGAACCUGCAAUCACAUAUCCAAUAA